Lycium ferocissimum is the source of this 327-nucleotide messenger RNA. Its product is annotated as protein TIFY 10A-like. The transcript has 2 exons. The record is from RefSeq and is a predicted model, not a curated record. NCBI's taxonomy places the organism in Eukaryota, Viridiplantae, Streptophyta, Magnoliopsida, Solanales, Solanaceae. The coding region runs from base 1 to 327 and encodes 108 amino acids.
AUGGCUUCAUCGGAGAUUGUGGAUUCCGAGAGGUUCGCCGGUCAGAAAUCACAUUUCUCUCAGACAUGUAUCUUGUUCAGCCAGUACUUGAAAGAGAAGGGCUCCUUUGGAGAUCUCAGUCUCAGUAUCCACCACAAUUUUGAUUCAGCUGGCUCUACUACUAUGGAUUUGUUGCUGAAGAUUGAGAAAUCUGGUGAAUCAGCGGCUAUGAAUACUCAGAAAUCAAUGAAUCUCCCGGCGAAAUCGGUGGCAGAAGUUCUGCCACUGGAGAGCAAGUCCGGCACCUUCUCUGGCCUUUUCGUAACAACUCUGGCUUUCUGCUCCUGA